AUGUACGAGGAUUCCUGGUACAGCUUCGUCCCCGAAGUGACGCAAAAGAAGACACCUUCUAUCAGCCAAAGUACUGGCCACAAAAGACGCGAAUCUCUCUUGCAGCCGCUCAAUGGCUCGAAUCAAAAUGAUGCUGUAGAGCCCCUCGCAAAUCUCUACGAGGAAAUCGAUGCUACCGAAGGACCUCCCGAAGCGACACUACUCCGUAGGGCCAAGUCCUACUCGGACUUUUACCAUGUUGUGCGGGCCCAGCUUGCAAAGGACGCGAAGAAGAAACGCAAGAAGAAGAGAAUCAAUUAUUCUCUGGAGGCACUGAACAUUCAAAAACCAGAGGACGCCGUCGGCCAAAGGUAUGAGGAGCCCACGGAGUCCAUUGACGAUCAAUUGCUCGAGGCAAGUCAGCAAGAGUACCUCGUGUACCAGGACCAGCUCGCUCUGACCGACCGACACCUGGACACGCUGAUUGAGGAUGCAAAUGGAGCGCUACAGUUGUUAGAGACAUUGGCAAGCUCUUUCCGUGCUGUUGAGAACCAGACCUCGUCUUUUCAGGCUCAAUGCGACGACCUAUUGUCCGAGGAGAAACGGCUUCAGAAGUUGGCAGACGAGGUCGGGACCGAACUGCACUACUAUGCUUACCUAGACGGCGUGACUAGGCGGCUGAAUGCUCCUGGCGCAAGUCGCCUGGUAGACCAUGAGAAUUUUGCGGAAAUUCUGACCAACACGGAUGCUUGUAUUCGGUUCAUGGCCAAGCAUCCAACAUACCGAGAUGCCGAAUCCUACCUGGCCCGAUACCAAUCUUCGUUGACGAAAGCGCUUCAUUUGGUUGAGAGCGGGUUCAGUAAUCACCUCGAUCGCAUAUCGGGCGAGAUUUCCAAGCAAAUCGCUUCAACCCAGUCUGAAGCUGCUCGUCAUGCCCUGGCCUAUGGACGUUUUGAAGAGCUAGUCCUCGAAGCUGACGGCCUAAUCUCUAAUGUUCAAAGGGUUAUUCGCAGCGGUUUUGAUCAGUCUGGAAACCCGAUCGCCGAACAUAAUUUUGACUAUUACGCCAAUACGGCCGUCAACAUUUUCUUCUCCUAUUCUAGCAUCAGAGAUAGAGAUCUGAAGCCAAUGACACAACAUGACCUGGAGACAUUUCGAAAAGAGACAAAAGAAGCCAAUGUAGGGAUGGCGUCACGAAACUUCAUCAAGCAAUGUUACGAGAGGUCGUACGACGAGGCUGGUCUGUUUGCCAAGAUUUUUGCCAUCGACCCGCAAUUCAGUAUGGACACCCAGUCGGCAUACGUUGCAAUGAAAGGUCAGCAGAAGACUUUGGUCAACAUCGCCAAUGUCGCGCCUAUAGCCAACACGCUCCAACCCAACCUGCAGGCUAGCGACUUGCAGACUAUUUGCAACCUUCUCGGAUGGAUCACUAAUGAAUACUUGCUCCUGGACUAUGAUGAAGAGAUCUCGCGCUAUUCUCAGCACUGCCAAGAGCUUACAGCAAGACUAUUGAUGGAGCAUUUGUGGCCUUUCGCAGACACGGCAUUCGAAAACGAAAUCACACAGUCCAUUACCCGUCCAGCUGUCUCACCUGAAACCAUCAAGAUCGGCCCGGUAGUGAAUGGUGUUGCCUCAUCCAACGCACAUCCUCUGGCCAAGAAAGCUUUGGAGCUCCUCGUCAUGUAUGACCAGGCUAUGCCAAAAGAGCGCAGCCAAAAGUCAAGUUCCGUGGUCUUCAAGAUUAUCCACGAGACGAUACUUGCGUUGCAGAGAAUUGAAACCCGCAUCAAGUCUACGAAAUCUACGGAUCCCGACCCCGAUCCCGAUCUGUUCAUGAUCAAGAAUCUUCUCAUUGUCAAGAAUGAGCUUGUAUCACUCGAAAUUGGCGAUGUUCGCUCGCAGACAACUACAAACAUGCAGCACUUUGGGCAGAUUUGGGAUGCCCUUUCACCGCAGAACUGGAUGGGUCUGUUCAGGGGCAUCUUGGGUGGUUCCUUGUCCCUGGGCCUGUGGUCUUCCGCCACUGCUGCAAACAAUUCUAAACCAGCCAACAUCAAUGAUGGUGUGCAGGACGCCAGUGAAAAAUUGGACGAGCUACUGCGCCAAAGUAUUUAUGCUUUUACGCAGCGAUGGGGCGGCUUGGUGAAUGCAGCAAAGAGUGGCAAGAAGGGCGCAAAGACUUCGGCACAGGUUGAGACCGAAUUGAAUGAAAAGCUAUUGACUGCAUUUGGCGGGCAGCCAGAGGUGGUUGGCAAGCUGAAGGAAGCUAUUCAGAUCAAUGCCCAGGCACAGAAGGAGGUUGGUGGUGCAAAGCGGUGA
Molecule: messenger RNA, 2298 nt
Organism: Pestalotiopsis fici W106-1
Lineage: Eukaryota; Fungi; Ascomycota; Sordariomycetes; Amphisphaeriales; Sporocadaceae
Exons: 4
Coding region: 1-2298 (765 amino acids)
Biological process (GO): cytoplasm to vacuole targeting by the Cvt pathway; Golgi organization; intra-Golgi vesicle-mediated transport
Cellular component (GO): cis-Golgi network; membrane; COG complex
Source: RefSeq, a predicted model, not a curated record